Cherax quadricarinatus is the source of this 1913-nucleotide messenger RNA. It is a transcript of the gene Membrin, whose product is annotated as golgi SNAP receptor complex member 2. Gene Ontology annotation, cellular component: ER to Golgi transport vesicle membrane; endoplasmic reticulum membrane; late endosome membrane. The record is from RefSeq and is a predicted model, not a curated record. Gene Ontology annotation, molecular function: SNARE binding; SNAP receptor activity. NCBI's taxonomy places the organism in Eukaryota, Metazoa, Arthropoda, Malacostraca, Decapoda, Parastacidae. Gene Ontology annotation, biological process: vesicle-mediated transport; vesicle fusion.
AUAUAUGUGGUAUAUUCUUUAAAACAAUCGCCUGAGAGUACUACACGUCAGGUCUGGUGUUUACUCUCAAUCAGCUGACUGGAGCCGCUGCUUCACACUCUCAGGAAUAAGUGAGCUGUCAACCUAGACUGGGCACAAGAUAUAACAAGCCUGCAAAAAAAAAGAAAGGUGAAGAAAAACUAUGUAAGCAGAGAGGUCUUCAUGAACAAAACUGCUGCUAACUUUCUUCAGAAUCAGUGAAAUAUCUUUCAUUUUACAUUCCGGUUAAAAUGGAGCCUCUGUACCACCAAACAAACCGUCUGUUGCAAGAGAUAACCUCUAAUGAUCUUGCAAAAGUUGAGCAGUCACGCACACCUGAAGAAUACAGUGAGGCAGAGAGCGUGGUCAUGCAGAAGCUGGACACUAUUCAUUCCAACUGCACUCGCUUGAGUAUAUUGAUCAACAAGGAGCCACCAUCUAGACGUGUAAAUGCUAAGUAUCGAGUUGAUCAGUUGAAGUAUGAUCUUCAGCAUGUCCAGAACUCGUUUGGGAUGCUCCAGCACCGCAGACAGGUGCGGGCUCGUGAGAUGCAGGAAAGAGAUGCAUUACUUUCUCGGAAAUUUACCACUAACGACCAACAGGAAACUUCAAUUUUCUUAGACCAUGAACUUCAACAUCAUGAUAAACUACAGGAUGCCAAUCGGAAUGUAGAUGAACUACUAGGAGCAGGUACUAAUAUUAUGCAGAGUCUGCGUGAUCAAGGAUCAACACUGAAGGGUGCUCAUAAACGUGUUCUGGACCUGGCAAACACACUUGGCCUUUCUAAUACUGUCAUGAGAAUGAUAGAGAGACGUUCCACCCAGGACAAAUAUAUUUUAUUUGCUGGUAUGGUUAUUGUACUUCUCUGUUUAUAUUUUGCAUUAAAGUACUUAUGAAAUUAGUUUAGAUGACUUCAGAUUGUAGAAAAAUAAAUGUGAGAUCAAUUAGUAAUUUUUUCCUAUUUACACAGUGCCCAUUUAGUGCACAAAGUCUUGCCAUGGGGCAGUUGCAGGUAGACAUGAGCAUUGCAUGAUAUUGAAGAUGUUCUCAGCGAGUCUUUGUUUCUAAGUCACAAGGCAAGCUAUUACCAGUAACUUCAUACACACAUUUUUCACAGAUUUUUCAGAGGGAUUAGUUGUGUGUCAUUGACAGCUGCAGUCACAGAUUAUUUGGUUUACUCCAUUGGUUUUAUUACCAUUUUCAAAUGUCUUUUGUUGGAUAUACAAAUUUUAUAGGAUAUUCUUCUUUCAACAAACCAGCUGUAUCCCACUAAGGCAGGGUGGCCCAAACGAAAAAAAGAAUUUUAGGAAAAAACGAAAGUUUUGUAGGAUAUUACCUUAUUAAAUUUGUGUAUAGUGUUAGGAUGAACUUUUCCAGGAGUUAAGGGUAUGUUCCCUCACAAAAGCUCACAGUUCAGGUAUAUUACGUAAUGGGUUUUACUUGUCAGAAUAAUGUGUACACUUGUAAUAUUUUUCACAAGCUAGGUUUUAUAAUUUUAAUAUAGUCAUGAGAUUGCCAAUUUACAUACUUGUAUGUUGGAGAAUCCUUAUUUUACAUACACAUUUUGUAAAUGAUAUAUACAUUUUAUAAUUAAAGCAUUUAUUAGUUUGUAAAACGAAAUCUACACAGUAUUUUUAAUAAUAAGCGUACUCUAAGGAAAGACAUGAUUGGUGCUUAUUUUUUCUUUUUCUUUAAAUGUCAUUAUGAUAUUAGUUGGAUAGGUAUAAACAUCAAUGUACAGCACUUUGUUGUCUCUUGUCCAAGCUUCACUACAUGUGCUGUGUGUAUUUUAUAAUAGUAAACAUUGCUCAGUGUUAAGUGAAUGCCAAUUUCAAGUUGUAUUGAUGUUGUGUGGGAGAAACAAAAGAUUCAAAUAAAAGUACUUUUUUAUAAAA